CGAGUUUCUUCUCCCGAAUCGUCAAUUGAUCUCUGAUUGACUUGAAACUUGCGCCUAUGCUUCACUUUAUGUGCUAGGACCUGAAAUGUGACAAAGGAACACAACCUAGCGUAAAAUAGGCCAAGGAACAAUCAAUUCGAGCCAAAAUGGGCAGGAAACCAGAGUGAAAACACGUGCAAAUACGAUGCUAUCAUCAAGCUUCUCACAUCCGAUAUCCUAUAUCCCACCAUGUCUCCCAUGCUCGAGCAUUACCGUCUUUUUGAGCCUUCAUAGUUGUUGUUGAUAGCUCUAGAGACCCUCACUAUUUUCACCAAGCUGUGUGUUAUGCACAUUGGAGAGCGGUCAUGGUUACAGAAGUCAAUGCUCUGAAGCAAAUAAGACAUGGAGUCUCGUUGAGCUUCCUCCUGGAGUCACUCCCAUUGAUUGUAAAUGGGUCUACCGCACAAAAUUUCUUCUCAAUGGUGUGAUUGAACGCUUCAAAGCUCGUGUUGUGGCCAAGGGGUACACACAGGUUGAAGGAGUUGAUUAUCAUGAUACUUUUGUGCAUGUUGUCAAGCUUGUCACUGUUCGUUGUCUCCUUGUCGUGGGCUCGUGGCUGGUUCAUUCAUCAACUGGAUGUCGAUAAUGUGUUUCUUCACAGCGAUCUAGAGGAAGUUGUUUACAUAAAUAUGUCUUCAGGGUUUGCCGCACCCGAUGACAAGCGGAUAUAUCGUCUUCACAAGUGUAUUUAUAGUCUCAAGCAAACCUCGUGAAAUUGGUAUCACAAAUUCACGUUGGCUCUCUGUGAGCUUGGUUUUUGAGCGUCUCCUGUCGAUCAUUCACUCUUCAUCUACAGUCAAGGUACCUCCUUUGUUUUGCAUUGAUUUAUGUUGAUGACAUCAUUCUUGCUGGCACAGAUAUGGACUUCAUUACAUGAGUCAACCAGUUCUUAGAUCGUCAUUUCAGUAUCAAAGAUCUCGACACCUUGCGUUACUUGCUUGGUUUGGAAGUGGCACGGUCUCCACGAGGCAUGAUCCUCAGUCAGCAAAAGUAUGUUUUUGAUAUUCUUGAAGAUGUUGGUGUGCUUGGCGCUCGUCCCAAUGCUUUUCCCAUUGAGCACAACCACCAGUUGACCUAGCUCUCAAGCGACUCUUGUUGAUGGUUCUCCCUUUUGUCGCCUUGUGGGUCGUCUCCUCUACCUCACCGUGUCUCGUCCGUCACCUACGGUGUUAAUAUCUUGAGUCGCUUCGUGCAUGAUCUCACAUAGGCUCAUAUGGAUGGUGUUGUUCGUCUGUUGCGGUAUCUAAAGUCGUCUCCCGGUCAAAGACUCUACUUCCCGGCUAAGAAUGAUCUUCAGCUUCGUGCUUAUUGUGAUGCAGACUGGGGUGGCUGUCAAACCACCAGUCAUUCUAACAGUUGUUUCUGCAUCUUCCUUGGCGCCCCACCAGUCUCCUGGCGCACCAAGCAACACAAAGGUCGUUGCCCGUUCCUCUGUAGAGGCUGAGUAUAAGGCCAUGGCUUUCACUAUCAGUGAAGUCUUAUGCCUUAGAUGACUUCUUGCCGAGCUAGGCGCACCUCAAGCUGCUACUACUACUCUUCACUGUAACAAUCAAGUUGCUAUUUAUAUUGCUGCUAAUCCGGUCUUUCACGAACGGACUAAGCAUGUCGAGAUGGAUUGUCACUUUGUUCGUGAACGUGUUGUCUCCGAAGCUAUCUUGCUAGUCAAGGUCACUUCCCAUCUCCAGGUGGCUAAUCUUUUCACCAAAAAGUUGGGUGCUGAUCGUUUUUUAUUUUUGCUUUCCAAGCUGAACGUGCGUGACCUCCACCGUCCAACUUGUGGGGGCGUAUUGGGCUAGGAGAGUGAGUCGAGCCCAACUGAUGAGCCCAUCUCCGAGUCGUGUCCUGUAGCCAGCAUGACUACGUCGAUUUGUACGUCUAUUUGCCCUAGUGCAAUAAGGACUUGGAGUAGGGUUACAUAUGAUAAUAUAUAGACUUGUAAGGUCACUCACUGGCAGUGUAACACAAGUUCAUCAUCAGUCAAUAACAUAACCUGGAGAGCUAUUGCUUUCCCGUGGAUUAGUCCGGAACAAAUCGUUCAGAGAUACCACAUAAAAUCGUGUGUCGUUUUUAUUUUCGUCAUUAUAUUUUUUAUAUAUCGUGUAGAAUUUAUCAAUACUACUCAAAACACAAUUAAACUGUUCAUAAAAUGACAAUGUUAACUCUAGAGAUAGAGAUAACAAUUUUUUGAGGUUGUAAUAGGACUUCAUUAAUUCUCGUUAUUUUGUAUAAUCUACUUAACUUUGAUUUCAUCUCAAGCAAAAACUUCUUUUUAUUUCUUCAGCGCAUAAAUUUAAUUUGCGAAAAUGUUACGUUUCGAAUUUAGACAUUUCCUUUGUGUUAUUUUCGUCUAUGGUCAGCCGUUUCACGUUUCUUCAUCAGGAUUCGCGUUUCAUAUUUGAUUUUCCGUAGACGUUCUUGCUUCCAGAUUCUGCAUUGCAUAAUUCCUUUCGCCUUCUCUCUCUUCCCUCCAGCAAACACAACGUUCCUUCUUCCGUUAAGUUCCCUUCUUUCUUCUUCUCCUCCUGCAACCCAUCCGGCCAUCCUAUCCCAUCCCAUCCCUUCCCUUCAGCGUAGUCAUAGCAUAACUCCUCCAGAAUCUCCGAUCCAAACUCCCAACAUCCGUGCGGCCGUGCCCAUAGACGAACUGAACAGCGCUAGCGACCGCCUCCGCAACCGUGGCCUUUCGUUUCGUUUCCCCUUUUGCCGUUGAUAAGGUAAUCGCAGCUAUCAUACAUCCGCUUCCUUCCUUAGAUUAUGUGCAACUUAAUUUCACUGCUCUGCUACUCUUUAAAUCCCUUAUCAACUAGAUCUAACCGAUUCCUCCAACAGUCCAACCUAAAUUAGACUUUCCUAAGCUAGAUCCAAGUUCGAUCACCUUCUGCUCUCCUCUCACCCACUGUAUAUGCUUUCUUAAUUAGUUUGCUUUCUUCUUCCUCACUGCUCAACUGUCACUGUGAUGGGUUAUGAUCAGAAAAGCAGGGAGAGAGCAGAACUAUUUCAAACCCCUGCUUGAAGCAGACAAAGUAAGGAGAGAAGAGGAAAUGGUGGCCGUAUCGAAGAUUGAUUUGGGGGCUUGGUUCAGCAAGAGGGUGGUCGAUCCUCUCCACCAAAUCCUGCGCAGGUACUCUGUCCUUUUGCUUUCGAUCUUCGUUUUGAAUAAUUACAUUAUGAUUAUAAAAUAAUGAUUUUCACCUUUGUAAACUCAUUUGUUUUCUAUUACCAUAGGGUAGAGACUGAGAUUACCUGCAUCUCUCAUUUGCCCGGUUCGAUAGAUGAAAUGAUAAUAUUGCUAUUAGUCAUGUUUGGAGUCGGUGGUAAAAAUAUUGAAUGCUGUAUAAUUGCAGCUCUUCCGCUGACCUGAUUUCUUGGAGUUUACGGUUUCCCGCUAAUUGAAUGCCGUUGGCUUCUUAUGUAGAAUUCCAUUUGUUAAAGUGGAUUUCGUUGGUUGUUUGUGGAGAAACUUUAUUGAUUCAUUCAGUUUUCGAUUUUGAUUCUGUUCUUGAUGUCUGUGUUUCUCUUAUCCGCAGAGGGAUGGAACCAAAGCAAUUAGCAUUUUCUGCAGCUCUUGGCUUUACCCUAGGAGUCUUUCCCAUUUGUGGUAUGUAUCACUUUCCAUGCAGCAGGUCUUUUGUAUUGCUUCCCUGAUUGAAAAUUGGUCCAUGACCUCAGAUCUAGCAAAAUUAUGAGGUUCCCAUCUUCGUUAUUCUCAUUGCGGCCUGACUAAUUGCUCCUGGCUGUUAUCUCCUUGCUUUUCCCCCCCCGGUAAUUGUUGUUGUCUCUUUAUUAAGCUCAAGCUUGAUGAAACCAAGCAUCCUCGAAAAAUACAUCUGCUAUAUGCAGCAAUGUACAUAAAAAAAGAUCAUCUGCUAAUUCUAUCACUUGCAAAUUCUAUAGCUACUGCUAGCUGCUAACUUUGCUAAUUGCUAACUACAUUGAAUCAACUACUGCCAUUAUUCCAGACCUGAAAGUAAACAGGGUUACCGACCAAUUCCUGAUGAAAUUCAGUAUUGCCUAUACAAUAAUAUCUAACUUCUUCCUUGAGCUGAAGCAACAACUCCUCCUUACUUUUCCUGGUAGCUGUGAAAGCUCAAGUACAUCUCUACUUUUCAGGCUCAGUAUGACAAAGUAAACAUAGAUCAGAUUC
Linum trigynum is the source of this 4183-nucleotide messenger RNA. The record is from the annotation of a GenBank genome assembly. Lineage: Eukaryota; Viridiplantae; Streptophyta; Magnoliopsida; Malpighiales; Linaceae.